Molecule: messenger RNA, 1138 nt
Organism: Vanrija pseudolonga
Lineage: Eukaryota; Fungi; Basidiomycota; Tremellomycetes; Trichosporonales; Trichosporonaceae
Exons: 3
Coding region: 1-1116 (371 amino acids)
Source: RefSeq, a predicted model, not a curated record
AUGAGCCAGACGACAGCUCGCGCGGAAGCCAGCGCUGCGCCAGCCCAGCGCAUCCUCUUCCUCGGCGCGACGGGCUUCAUCGGCUCGGCGGUCCUGCACGCCCUCCUCGCCUCGCAUUGGGACGCAAGCUUCACGCUGUAUGGGCGCAACUGCGCAGCCCUCAGCGCGAUCGCGAGCCUAGCGAGCAAGGGCCACGCCGGCAGCAUCACGACAGCGGUCUAUGCGCUCGACGACGCCGCGCUGUCCGAGCAUGUGGUCGCCUCGGACGCAGUGGUCAACUGCCUCGGGAGCGAGAUGCCGACGCUCACCUCCGCGAUUCUCACCUCCGCGCGGCACAAGUUCGAGGCCACGCGCCAGAGACUAGUCUACCUCCACACAUCGGGGUGUGACGUGCUCGACCGGGUGCUCCGCCCCGGUGACCUCGAGGCGUGGGACGUGGACUUUGGCCCGCCGUCCAAGCUGACAGUGUACACUGACGCGGCGGAGCUACCUCCCGGCCAAAGCCCGCUCUCCGCCGUCCCGGACACGCCGCGGCGCGCGCACGACGCGCUAAUCGACGAGGCGAACGCAGCAGGAUAUGUGCGCUGCUACACGCUUCUCCCGUCGUGCGUGUACGGCCCAGCAAGCAACCCGUUCGCGGCGGCAGGGCACGCCGCGCGCCUGUCGUGGCAGGUGCCCAACCUCAUCCGUAUCGCGCUCGACCGGCGCGCGCCAGCUCUGCUCGGCAACAAUGACGCACAGUGGACGUGGAACCACGUGCACGUUGACGACCUGGCAGCGUUGUACGCGCUCGUGUUUGCGCGUGCUCUCGCCGGCGCGGAAGGGCCAAGACACUUCAUCGCUGAGAACGGGUACUACACGCUGCGAGAGGUAGCCGACGCCAUCGGGCGCGAGAUCGCCGUCCGCGAGCUCGGCACGGCGACUCCGUCUGCGCUCAGUCCUGAAGAGCGGAGGCAGUACGCGCUCGAGCUGACGUAUCAAACGGCCGUGAGCCGGGCGGUCGGGUCCAACGCGCGGUCAGCAGGCUGGACCCCGGCGAACGACCACGCCGGCUUCCUCGCCUCGAUCGCGCACGACGUCGCCGAGGUGCUCUGCGAGCGCGAGCGCACGUCGUAGCCACACCAUGCAUUAUUCACCC